CCAAGGUGAAGUGCACCGCCUGAUCCUUCGCUGCCCGCUGCUGGAGCCUCUUUACUCCACUUUCCAUUUCAGCAAUGCUUUCUCUCUUCAAAUCCCUCAUCCAUCCAAAUCUCUCCUCACCAUCCUUCUUCUUCUUCUUCUUCUUCCCUGCUUUCAGUCCAUCCAUGGCUACUCCUGACUGGGCCUCGCUCAUUCCAGACCUCCUCCUCCGCAUUUCUCAGAAUCUCCUUCCAUGCAGCUUUGAUUACAUCAAUUUCCGCUCCACCUGCUCCGGCUGGCGCUCCGCCGCACCCCACGUCAAGUUUGCUCCGUUUCUUCUGUUCCCCUUCGACUCCGAGGCAGGCGGUUUCUCUUUCUACAGCCCCUCGGAUGACAGGGUCUACUUCAAGCCCUUUCCAGAGGCCAGCUCCACCGUCUUCUGUGGCUCGUCCCACGGGUGGUUGGUCCUCAUGGACGAGCUCGCUUCCAUUUCUCUCCUGAAUCCAUUUACUCGUGCGCGAGUCCAGCUUCCACCUGCCGACGAGCAGCUCGCCUUGUCCUCGCUCAAGCACGUCUCAAAGGUCGGCAAUCGCUGGUUCUCUCGGUCGGAGGAUGGCACCGUCACCCUCCUCACGCUGACUGAUAUGCACCAAGUUUUCAUCAAACAAGUCAUUCUUUCGUCAGCUCCGAAUUCGGGAGAUGGUUUUAUCGCCGUGGCGGCCCUUGCGCUGUCCACCCAAGUAGCCUUCUGCAGGAGAGGAGACCAGCGGUGGACUUUGCUCGAGACCACCCUGUCCUGCGACAUCAAGUCCAUCGCAUUCCACAACGGACGCUUGUUUGCCAUGGACUACGUCGGCAAAAUUGCUGUUCUCGAAGUGGACUAUUCCGCAGGGAUGAUCCCAAUUGCAUCGCUCCAGACGCCACCCUGCCUUUUUAACUGCAAGCUUGUGGAGUCGAAAGGGGAUCUCCUGCUGGUUGGCCUUGCAAUCCACCGUGUGGAUGAAGAGAAUCUCUAUCUCGAGAGGGACUCCGAGAUAUAUAAGUUUAAUCCAGGAGUAGAGCCGGUAUGGUCGAGGGUGGAAAGCAUCGGUGACGAGACCUUGUUUUUGUCGCUCUAUUUCAACUCGAAUGUUGCUGGCAGUAGGCUUUCCAGGUGCAAGGGUAACUCUAUUUACUACAGUGGGCCUAUUUUUGUGGUCGAUGAACCUACGGAACCUGGGGUUCACCAUAUGGAGGUGGUGGACUUGGCUAAUGGCAGCUCAGAGAUGGUGCCAUGUCAUAGGCCCUCGCAAAACUCUGAAUUUGUUUCAUGGUUCCAGCCCAAUCUAUACUUGGCAGAAGUUUGAUUUGGGUGACAUCCAAGCGUGGGCAGAGUCAUAUAUCCAAGUUUGGUUUCCUGGUUCUAAUUGCUUUUAUGUCAAACCUCUUGAGGAAUCCGUGGUUUCUCCCCACGAGCAUGGGUUAAAAACUGCCUGCCUGUCCCCCGUGACAUGAGUAGGGAUUCAACCUUAUCAUAAUGCAAUACAAUGAACUCAGAGACAGUGCCUGUUUAUGGAUUGUCAUGGCUGAAGCAAACCAAUAAAAACAGGAUGAAAGAGCUUUGAAAAUGAUACGCAUCUCUUUGAAAUGCCCCCCCCAAAAAAAAGAAAAAAUCUUGGAACCCGUUCAAAAUCUGUGGCAUAUCCACAAAUGAUACAUUAUAGAUUACAAUACCAAGAGUAAACAGAUGAUUAAAAAAAAAAA
This is a messenger RNA of Phoenix dactylifera (date palm), 1722 nucleotides long. Its product is annotated as putative F-box protein At5g55150. NCBI's taxonomy places the organism in Eukaryota, Viridiplantae, Streptophyta, Magnoliopsida, Arecales, Arecaceae. The record is from RefSeq and is a predicted model, not a curated record.